Molecule: messenger RNA, 949 nt
Organism: Eriocheir sinensis (Chinese mitten crab)
Lineage: Eukaryota; Metazoa; Arthropoda; Malacostraca; Decapoda; Varunidae
Product: cAMP-responsive element-binding protein-like 2
Exons: 4
Coding region: 119-463 (114 amino acids)
Biological process (GO): regulation of DNA-templated transcription
Cellular component (GO): nucleus
Molecular function (GO): DNA-binding transcription factor activity
Source: RefSeq, a predicted model, not a curated record
AUGACGUCACGGGAAUCCUUGAGCGACUGGGUGUUUGUAAACAUAGACACGUUGGUCGUCCUGUUCAUUAUUAUGUGCAAAGUUUCCCUUAAGUAGGGCGGCGAGCACGGGCGUGGCCAUGGAGGUGGACGAGUUCCCCGCACAGGAGGCCGCCCUGGAUACGGAGGGCAGCAAGCGGGAAGGCACUAAGAGAGGGAGGAAGCCAGGCCGUAAAGCCAAGUCUGACAUGAAGGCUAAACUAGAACGCAGUAGGCAGAGUGCAAGGGAAUGCCGUGCCCGUAAGAAGCUGCGUUACCAGUACCUUGAGGAACUGGUGGCCAACAGGGAGAAAGCAGUCAUUGCUCUACACCGAGAACUGGAACAGUAUCGUGCAUGGGCAAAAGAAAUAGACGAAGGCAAGAUUCCUGAAGGUGUGCUGAAACUGAUUGAGGACGAAAAGGUCAGGAAAAAUGAAAAAGAGUGAAAUGGUACCUGGAGCUUAAUCACUGGGCUGAGACAAAUUGACGUAUUAAAUAAGACUGUAUUCGUACAUCAUUCCUGUCUUUAGGAAUUUCAAUGUUAUUCUUAAAUGAAGACGUAAACUAGAAUAUUUCAAUUGUCACAGUGUUAAGUGGUGAGGAGGGAUGAUGUGUCCUGCCCUCCAGCUUGCUGCCGUCUCAGGGUCUGCCUGCUGACAGGUUCACUUUGUUUUGUUUUUAGUUUCUUUAAUACGAAAAUAAUUAUAGACUUUAAUUGCUUGAUCAUCACCUGUAGAAUUCAUGCAUUCAUUCAUUUCAUUAGGUCAUUCAUCCUUCAUUUCAUUAUCAUCCUGGUGUCUGAUUGGUUUACUAAUGCCAAACUAAGUAUAAAAAGUACUUGACCCUUUAUUAUUGUAAUAACAGUUACUAUUAUUAUUAUUACUAUUAUUGGAAAUGUUUAAAUUCAUAUACCAAAUAAAAGUGAAAACAGC